This is a messenger RNA of Caenorhabditis briggsae, 894 nucleotides long. The record is from RefSeq and is a predicted model, not a curated record. Bases 1 to 894 code for a protein of 297 amino acids. The transcript is spliced from 4 exons. Lineage: Eukaryota; Metazoa; Nematoda; Chromadorea; Rhabditida; Rhabditidae.
AUGCAAGGAGGAAGAAGAGAUAAUUGGAUAACGAUUCAAAUCAUUAAUUUUUUGAUUUUUGGAAUUUCUGUUCAAGCUGGGAAACCAAAUAUUACGCUCUGUCGUGAUGUCCCAUCGACAUGGUCCAACAUCUCAACACCAGAAGUAGUUGUGCUCCGUGAGCACAAUCUAGACGACAUUCGAAUGACGUCAGCAUUAGACGACGUGGAAUGUUGGAUUCAGAAGAAGUUCCACGUGGCAAAUCAAGAAGUGGUGCGAGUGGAAACGAAAGGAGAUAAUGAGACAAUUUGCUACGCGAUUAGUACGGUAGAUGUGAAGAGAGGACAAAUGAUUGUGGUGAUUAGUGAAGGACAAAGUGCUCAGAAUUGUACACCGAAUAUUUAUGGACCACUUCCCAAUGUUUUGAAUAAAAUUAUGGAAAAAAUGGACCAGACGAUUCCGUGGUGGGUGAUACUGUCGGUGAUGCCAAUGGUCUUCUUUGGAAUUUCGGUUUCGUGCUAUUUGGUUAUUCAACCGCGUGGCGGUCUAACAUACACCGACGAAGAAGUCGAUUUUCAAAUUCAAGAAGUCGAUUCGGCUUCUCGUGUCAACGUCAUCCAACCACCAGCACCUCUUCAGAAUCUCUCAUUUAAAACUGCUCAAGCUCUGCCACGAACGUCUUCAAAAACGACGACGUCGUCUUCUGAAUCAGAUGACGUGGAACCACCGAUGAGAACGGCCAAGGAGGAGACAGAAAACCACCCGAAAACUGCAAUUUCCGGAGAGAUUCCCGAAAAAAUGAAUACAGCAAUUUCGGAAAAAUCAACGAAAACUAUGCGUCUAUCGGCUACUGUAACUAAUACUACUGCUGGAAAUUCGGCUGAAACGAUUUCUUUGAAAACUGGAAGAGAUUAG